This is a messenger RNA of Cucurbitaria berberidis CBS 394.84, 3737 nucleotides long. RefSeq lists its product as uncharacterized. The transcript is spliced from 4 exons. Gene Ontology annotation, molecular function: phosphorelay sensor kinase activity. The coding region runs from base 122 to 3550 and encodes 1142 amino acids. Lineage: Eukaryota; Fungi; Ascomycota; Dothideomycetes; Pleosporales; Cucurbitariaceae. Gene Ontology annotation, biological process: phosphorylation; phosphorelay signal transduction system. The record is from RefSeq and is a predicted model, not a curated record.
CACCUUAGCGUAUCGAUUCUCACAUCGGACAAAGUGAUCAGCUUGGUGUUCCUAUUAUCGUCUAGCUAGCUUCACACCACUGCCGUCUCUCCUACCUCCUGUCUUGCAGGCGAAGACCACAAUGUCUUCCGAACUUGACGUCGACCUUUCUCUCCUUGUCUCGUUCCUAGACUGCCACGCGUUGCCAUCUGCCAUCGUUAGCUAUGAUAUGGUCAAUGGCAGGCAUACGGAUCUAUCUAUGGUCUAUGCCAACUCGUCGUUCACGGCAUGGCUCGAAAGUAUCGAACUCCCUCAUCAAGCUUUCAAGGAAUGGGCGGAAGACCCUCCCAUGUGGGAGGGAAUUGAACACGGCAAGACGAAGAGUAUACCCUAUGCUCGCUUGAUGUGGUGCAUGUCUGCUGUGGGAAAUCGAUUCGGGAUCCUGCAGUCACAGACAAGGUUUGGAGAUCGGUCUCCAACGGACAGCAACGAUUCAGCGAGACCACGGAAGCGCGUACGAACUGACGAGUUGUCCUGGGAGUUCUCACCUUUUGUCGUUUCAAGUAAUGAGCUACAGCGCUCAAUUCCCUCACCCGCGGCCUCGGCCUCUCCAGAGGACAGCUUCGUUCGCAUAUUAGAUUGGACCCGACACGAUAUUCCAGAUGCACCUGAAUUUGUGCAAUGGUUGCGGAACUACGACUGGUCACGAACAAGAGUUGGACCAAUGGCAUCCUGGAACCCUAUUGUUCGCCAAUACGCGAUAUCGAUCGUUAGCAACCCGCAGGCCCGGGCCAUCUACUUCGGACUCGAAGAUCCUUUUAUGCUGUACAAUGAAGCAUGUUCAAAACUUCUCGGUCAUCGGCACCCCGAGGCCAUGGGUGUGCAUGGAUCUGUGGGAGCAGGUCCAGCUUGGGCAACAAAGUAUAGCGGCAUCAAAGAGGUUUGGCUGAGUGGUCAACCUGCCCAAUAUCAUGACUACUAUCAUCCAGUCCCCAGAGGAGGCUUGCCUUGGGAGGAGGCAUACUUCUCUUGGAGUGUUCUACCAAUUUCAGAUGACAACGGCAGGAUGGUCGGCGUAAUGAAAGAAUUCUGGGAAUCGACGACCGACGUUGUUCUCAAGCGAAGACAGCAGACACUAGACCAGGCCGAAAACAUGAUCGCCUGGGGAGAUGGCAUCGAGUCUUACUGGUCAAAAGUCCGUCAAAUUAUCGAAGCCAAUACUCAGGACUUCCCGUUCUGUAUUAUGUACUCCGCUCCCCAAGACCCUCAUCCCGGAAAGCGCGGGCAUGCAACAAUCGAAGAUCUGGUACCCACUGCGCUCAAACUUGAAAAGUUGGUGGGCCUAGAGUCCGAUCACCCCAUAGCAGUCGACAGUCUGGAUCUCACUGAGGACCACAACUUGCUCGUAAAGCUAUUUCGCACCGCGUGGAUCUCAGAGAAGAAUAUUAUCAUCAGCGAUAAGGAGCACAAUUUUCCGAAGUCUCUUCAAGUAAAGAUACCUAGACGAGGUCUCGACUCUCGAUGUCGUUCAGCAUUGAUCUGUCCUAUCAAGCGGGUCGAUGGCCCCGGCUCGGUCGGAUUCCUGUUCUUUGCGAUCAAUCCUCAACGUCCAUACGAUGCCGCCUAUCAAACCUUUGUGAGCUCGUUAAUGGAUAAAUUUAUGAAGGCUGCGGCAGGUAUUCUUGUGCCAGAGGAACGAGAGAAGUUGAGACAACGGUGGCAAAAGGCCCGCGAUCAAGAGCGAGCUUUCACCAAAUUGGCCAAUCUCGCAACCGUGGGCCUUGCGUUAUAUUCUCCUUCUGGCGAGCUAAAGUGGAGAAACCCAACUUACGCGACACUUACCAAUCUGAAGAUUGACGAAUGCUCGCCAUCCGGGUAUUCGUUCCCAACGCAUCCAGACGACCGACAUAUCUUCGACCAAUAUCUUGCCAAACUGGCUAAAUCUGACAAUCGCAAUUUCGAACCCAUCUUUCAAUUCCGCGUGCUCAAGAACUUUUCGACAACAGAUGCCUUGAAUAAGCCUGAGGCUUGGAGGUGGUUGCUUGCGCAUGCGUCCCGAGAAUGGAACGAGCAUGACGAACUGGAAUGGAUAGGAAUCUACGUCACCGAUAUUACACCACAACUUGUUGAAAAAGAGCAAAGGUUAGAAGAUGCCUUGGAGACUAAGCGACAAAGCGACAACUUCAUUGACAUGACAUGUCAUGAGAUGCGAAACCCACUAUCAGCAAUUAUUCAAUCUGCAGACGGCAUUCUCACGUCUUUUGACUUGGAACCUCUCGAAGUCACAAAGAACCAUGAAGGACAGAAUGCUGGGUCCAUCCCUGAUGAAUUACAAGCAUCCAUUCUCGAUUCUGUCCAGACUAUUCUAUUGUGCGCCCAGCAUCAGAAGCGCAUCGUGGAUGACACACUCACACUGUCAAAACUCGACUCAAACCUACUUCUCAUAGCCCCAGACCGUGUCAAACCGACUACGCUUGUUGAAAGGGUUCUAUCAAUGUACGAGGCAGAGUUAGCCGAAGCAAAGAUCGCUGCCUGCUUCAAGGUCGAGCAGACUUAUACUGACUUGGGCAUCGACUGGAUAUUGCUUGAUCCAGCGAGGCUCCUACAAAUCCUAAUUAACCUGCUUACCAACGCGAUCAAAUUUACGAGGAAAGAGGACGCCAAGAAGAUCAGUGUUGUUCUCGGAGCGUCCGUACAGCCUCCUUGCGCCGGCACGACCAACGUAUCCUUCAUCCCACAGCGAACGGCUCGUGCAGACCCCAUGUCAGCCCCCGAGUGGGGCAAAGGGGAAGAUGUAUAUCUCCAGUUUGAUGUUUGCGACACGGGCAAAGGCCUUACAGCAGAAGAAGUGUCAAACCUGUUCCGACGCUUCUCGCAAGCGUCCGCGAAAACAUAUUCGCAGUACGGCGGAUCCGGACUUGGGCUGUUCAUCUCCCGUGAACUGACCGAACUCCAAGGAGGGCAAAUAGGCGUCUACUCUGUCCCAGGCCAGGGCAGCACCUUUGCCUUUUAUAUCAAAGCAAGACGAUACAAGCCCGAGGCUGCUGACGAACGGCUGUUUGAGGACGAAUCAACACCAGGCGUACACUCUGCCAAGAAGACAUUGGCAGCAGCGCUUGCAUACGAGAAUGGCGCACUCUCAGGCACUCCUCAUCCGCGUGCCGAGUCGAGCAUUCCCAACUCACUGGUUCCGAGCGACUUACACAUUCUGCUUGUUGAAGACAAUCUCAUCAAUCAAAAGGUCACGGCGAAUCAGCUGCGCAAAGUCGGAUGCACAGUCCAUAUCGCAAACCACGGUGUCGAGUGCCUUGCCGUCCUAGAAAAGUCGUGCUUCUGGCGGAGUGAGGAUGCUACGACUCCUGCAACAGCGCUGAUCCCUUUGUCGGUCAUUCUUCUAGACCAGGAAAUGCCCGUCAUGGAUGGUUUGACAUGUGUACGUAAGAUUCGAGAAUGGCAACGGGAGGGAAAGCUCAACGGGCAUGUACCAGUCAUCGCUUGUACUGGCAAUGCAAGACGAGAGCAGGUCGUUAGUUCGUUGGAGGCGGGAAUGGUAAAAUCCUCGGGUCUGUGAGUUAUUCAAGGGAUAUGCUGACGUUAUUGUACAGGAUGAAGUUGUCACCAAGCCUUUCCGCAUCAAUGAGCUACUGCCGAAGAUGUUCGAGCUCGUACAGAGAGUGAAGGUGGCGAGCGCAGUUCCGGGUAUCACGGACGGAUCGUGAGAGGAUUUCCCGGAACGAAUUCGGUCUUUCGCUUUAUAC